UUAUUUUUUUCAUCUCUCUCUCAACUCUCCCAUGGCAUCCUCCAUAUUUCUCAUAUUUCUCACACUACUUUCCAUCACCCACAAAUCCGCCGGCACCGGCGGUCUGAGCCUGGAACUAAUCCGCAACGACUCUCCAAAAUCCGCCUUCUUCCGCCGCCGCCCCUCCUCCCAAGCUUGCCCGGAGACCGCCCAGUCGACAAUAACGCCGGAUAACAGCCAGUUUCUGGUGAAACUGGCCGUCGGAACACCGCCGAGAGACGUGUUCGCAAUUCUCGACACCGGCAGCGAUCUCUUCUGGACUCAAUGCCUCCCCUGUGCGAAUUGCUACCCACAAACAAAUCCCAUUUUCGAUCCCUCGAGAUCGGAGAGCUUCCGGGAGCUGCCGUGCCCAGCGGCGCUGUGCCACCUGCAGGGCUCCGGGGCGGUGUGCUCCGGCGGCGGCGCGUGUGGGUACAGCUACGGGUACGGAGGGGGGCUGACGGAGGGGAAUUUGGCGACGGAAACGGUGGCCGUGAGUUCGAGACUUGGAGAGAGGGUUUGGCCGUUUCAGAACGUCGUGUUUGGUUGUGGUCAUAAUAACAGCGGCGGUUUUAAUCAGAAUGAAAUGGGAUUGAUUGGCUUUGGUAGAGGACCCGUUUCCUUCAUUUCUCAGAUAGGCCCAUCCAUAGGCGGCAGAAAGUUCUCCCACUGCCUGAUGCCAUUCAACACCGACCCGAGAAUUUCAAGCAGCCUCCAACUGGGGUCGGGUUCGGAAGUUCGGGGCCCCGGAGUCAUCACGAUCCAACUGGUUCCCACGCCCGACCCGACGUUCUACGCUCUCACCCUCACCGGAAUCAGCGUCGGAAAAACCUUCCUCCCGUACAGUUCGUCGGGACCGGCGGCGCAGGGGAACGUGAUUCUCGAUUCCGGCACGCCGCCAACUCUCCUCCCGGAGGAUUUUUACAGCCGUUUCGCCGCCGAGGUGCGGCGGCGGAUCCGGUGGCGGCCGGUCGGAGCGGGUCUUUGCUACAGAAAUGUGAGGAGGUUCGCGGCGCCGCCGGUGACUCUGCACUUCGACGGCGGAGUGGAGUUGCCGCUGAGUACGGUUCAGACGUUCAUCCGGAAUCGAGAUGGGUCGUUUUGCUUCGCUGUGGCAGGAAUUUCCGGCACCGGCGGGAUCAUCGGAAACUUUAUGCUGGCGAAUUUUUUGGUUGGGUAUGAUAUUGACGAGAUGACGGUCUCGUUUAAGAAAGCUGAUUGCACUAAAAUUGGUUGACAAAAUUUAAGCUUGUUUUUUGCUUUAUAUAUGUACUAACAUUUUGGGCAAUUUUCUAUGAAAAUAAUGCACAUUAUUGUUUAAGUCU
Molecule: messenger RNA, 1343 nt
Organism: Momordica charantia (bitter melon)
Lineage: Eukaryota; Viridiplantae; Streptophyta; Magnoliopsida; Cucurbitales; Cucurbitaceae
Product: aspartic proteinase CDR1-like
Biological process (GO): proteolysis
Cellular component (GO): extracellular region
Molecular function (GO): aspartic-type endopeptidase activity
Source: RefSeq, a predicted model, not a curated record